Molecule: messenger RNA, 435 nt
Organism: Dendrobium catenatum
Lineage: Eukaryota; Viridiplantae; Streptophyta; Magnoliopsida; Asparagales; Orchidaceae
Exons: 1
Coding region: 1-435 (144 amino acids)
Molecular function (GO): nucleic acid binding; zinc ion binding
Source: RefSeq, a predicted model, not a curated record
AUGGAGAAAUGGUCUUUAGAGUUUUCAACUCUUUCUUUAAAAGAUUUAACCUCCCCUAUUUGGAUUAGAAUGCCUCAUCUUCCCUUGCAGUGUUGGGAUAAAGUGAAUGUGGCUCGAAUUGCUUCUUCCAUUGGUAAACCUUUGAUGAUGGAUGGUAAUAUGUUUCUGUGGGGGAAAAGGAAAUUUGCCAGAGUUUGUGUGAGGGUCAGGCUAGACCAGUGUCUUCCUCUAGGGGUUUGGGUUGAGAGUAUCUCUGAGAAAUUCUUUCAAAGAUUUGAGUAUGAGAAGAUUUUGACUCUUUGCUAUGGAUGUGGUAUGGUGGGACAUCUCAUAUCUGAGUGCAGAUUGAAGGCUGCUGGGAAUUCUGAGAAGGAAAUGUAUAUUGGUGAGUCUAGGGGAACUAAGGAGGUGAAAGAGGUUCAGGGAGAGAAUUAA